AUGAAGAAUGUCAACUAUUCCCGCUGCGGUCUCGUCAUACACCCUGAUGUCCCCUGGCUUGGUGCCUCACCAGAUGGAUUGAUCUACGAUCCCAUGGAGUGCCCACCUUUCGGAUUGGUUGAGAUAAAGUGCCCCAAUGUCAAAAACGAUGUUGAUUGUAAAUAUCUGCAAAUGCAACAUGGCACUGCUACUUUACAGAGGAGACAUGCGUACUAUUGGCAGGUGCAGGGCCAACUGCUCAUUACUGGGCUACAGUGGUGUGACUUUGUUGUCUGUGCCCAAGAAGAUGUGCUUGUGCAGCGACUGCACCUUGACCCGGAGGUCACAGGGGUGAUCAGAGAGAAGGCAGACUACUACUACUACUACGUCAACAUCUACAUGCAGAAUUACUUGUCUCUGAAGCCACAGCACUAA
Molecule: messenger RNA, 414 nt
Organism: Coregonus sp. 'balchen'
Lineage: Eukaryota; Metazoa; Chordata; Actinopteri; Salmoniformes; Salmonidae
Source: the annotation of a GenBank genome assembly